CGGAGAGAGGCGGAAGGCGGCCGCCUGGUUGGCCGCCUACGGAAGGCGGCCAGAUUCCGACAGAAGGCGGCCGCCCUCUUGGGCGCCUUCGGUGAAAUUUCUGCUAUAAAUAGCAGGCUUUUUCCCCAUCUCAAACACACCUCUUCCAACCCUAAAUCAGUUCAAAACACCUUCUUUCUUCCUCCAUUUUCGAGCUCCAAAGGUCUUAGAGAGAGAGAAACUUCAAAUCUUCAUAUCUUCUUCAUUUUAGCUCCAAAUUAUGCGAAAGAUGAGUUUGAAGAAGAUGAGUUUGAUGAGUGUGUAUAAGGUACACCAAAAACCUCAGCACAUUAACUUCAAUGCUAUUUCUUUGUACUUGAUGUGGAAAGCUUGAGAAAGUAAGUAGGUUGGAGUAACUCACUACAAUGAUCUCAGACAAGCUCUAUACAGAUGGUGGAUAGGAGGGGAAACACAGUCAACAAGAGGAAUCUUAAGACAAAUGGUCCCAGGAAUCAUCUCAUGGCACAUAUGGAAAUACUACAAUCAAAUGGUGUGGGACAGCAAACCAUAUUCCAUCAAGGGGGCAAUCAAAGAUAUCAAAACACACAUUCAUAACUGGGUCUCGAGCAAUGCAAACAACAAAUUCAUCAAAUUCGAUUCGCAACUACAUGAAGAAGGACUCAUGCCAAAUAUAAGGAAAUCAGGAACAAUCAAAGCUGUGAAAUGGAGCAUUACCUCGGACGCAACCCUCUGCCUCAACGUAGACGCUUCUUUCUCACAGACCUUCAGCGCUGGAGGAGCAAUAAUUCGGGACCGAGGUGGGCAGAUCUUGGACAGCUUCUGUUUUCCAACAUCCUCCACCUCGGCCAUACAUGCAGAAAUCGAAGCUUUAUUAAAAUCAAUUGAAGCAGCAACAUCAAAAGGACUCAAGGGAUUCGAAGUGCAAACUGAUUGUCAGGACAUACAUAACGCAUACCAAGGCAAAACGACGAUACCGGGGUUCAUGAAUUCCAAAAUUCUUAAAAUCAAGGAAUUAUGUAACAUCAACAACCUAAAACUCACCCACACAGUAAGAGAAGCGAAUAGGCCGGCACACUUACUCGCAAAGGAAGGAAGACGAUCAACAAGUUUCUGCCGCUAUGACGAACACACUCUCCCUCCUCAGGUACUGCAAGCUUGCUCGGAAGAUAGACGAGGUCGUCCAUUCUUUAGGGACACGGGCUAAGCAGAACCGGAACUUCAGCUCCUCUGGAACUCCCUCAACGGCGCACUCCAUCUCUUGAACUCUCUGGAACGUUAGAGAGUUUUAAGGCUCCCCACACAUUUUAACGUAUUAUGUUUGUCUGCGGAGAUAUUCUCUCCUUUUGUCCUUCACCGGUCACAAACACAGGCCCAUUUUGAACGUGGGCUUUAUUAGCUGGGCCGGUAAUUUCACCACUUGUAUCUUCACAACAAGUCUUUAAUAAAUAUGGUUAGCGUUUCCCGACGCUAACCCCGUCUAAAUGACGGCUUUUCG
Messenger RNA from Cuscuta epithymum, 1495 nucleotides. The record is from the annotation of a GenBank genome assembly. Lineage: Eukaryota; Viridiplantae; Streptophyta; Magnoliopsida; Solanales; Convolvulaceae.